AUUCUUCCUCCCUCGUUUUGUCUCUACAUGUAUUCCUUUCGUUCGGCAAGAGUUGCCUGUCCAUCCCAAUUUGUUAGUCAAUGUCUAGGCGUCCUAUUGCUUGCUUAAGCCGAUCCUUGCGCUAUCGACCUGUCCUCGCCACUGUUCGCACCCAGAGCACUAGGGUGCCAUACAAUGCGAUACCUGAAAACCCCGAAGACCCCAUUGAACAGAAAUUCACGGGAUAUUUUAGACGUCUGCAGUACGAGAACAGGAUGAAAGAACUGGACGACACUAGGCGCCCGAAGGAUGAUAAACGCAAGAAGCUGAGAAGCAAGGCAAGCGUUAGGGUUGGCGAGAGCACCGAUGAUAUUUUACAGACCGACGUGGAGCGAUUGAUCAAUGACAUCCAGAAAUCAAAGGCCGAGAAUGAUUCCGCGGAGGAAACCAUAACCAAAGCGACACUACCGUCACCGUUCUCAGAAAUUGAGGUCACCGUGUCAACAAUCUCAUCUACUGGAGAUGGUUUGGCACUAUCCGAAGAUGGAAGCCAUGUCUUUGUCGUUCCCUUCACAAUUGCAGGAGACAAGGCACUUGUCAAAGUUGUUAGGCAUCAAAGGGGCACUAGAUACAGCAUCACGGAUCUGAUCAAGGUUAUUCACGCGGGUCCAGAGCGAGACGAUUCGCAGAUUAAAUGCCAAUACUUCGGCCAAUGCUCAGGCUGUCAACUUCAAAUGCUACCAUACGAAAAGCAGUUGGAGCAUAAAAGGAGAAUUGUAGAGAAAGCAUAUGCCAAUUUCUCAGGCCUAAUCCCAGAACUCGUGCCAAAAAUCAAAGAUACAUUCCCAUCACCACUACAAUAUGGCUAUCGCACCAAAUUGACUCCUCAUUUUGCUCUCUUCAGCGGACGUGCAAGGAAAGAAUCCUCCGAGCCAGCAAAAAAGAUGGAAGUUCCGCCAAUCGGGUUUAAUAUUAAAAACCGUCGCACGAAUAUGGACAUAGAAGAUUGUCCUCUAGGCACUGAUAUUGUUCGAAAAUUUCUGAAAAAAGAAAGAAAACAAGUAGCUGAAAAUAUUGACUCAUAUACUGAUGGAGCUACGAUUCUACUUCGUGAAUCCACGCACCGAAUAAAGAAAGAAGACUGGAAACCGAAAGACAGCGAGUCUAGUGAUAUCAUCAUCACCAAAGAACACCCUGACUACAUUGAAGAGAAAACCUGUGUAACGGAUCCCAAUGGAUACUCGGUGGAGUACAUCGACGACUACGUUCUAGGAAACAAAGCCGGAGCUUUCUUCCAGAACAACAACUCUAUCCUUUCCGGCUUCACGGAAUACAUUCGUCAGCAAGUUCAUUCGAAGGCGCUGAAGGAGGGCGAGAAACCAAUCAAGUAUCUCAUCGACGCGUACUCAGGAUGUGGACUUUUUACAGUGACGCUUUCAAACGUCUUCAAAUCCUCUCUAGGCAUCGACAUUGACGGCAAUUCCAUCUUAUGCGCACGCGAUAAUGCGAAGAAAAACAAUCUGCCAAACACAGGCUUUGCCGCCGCCGAUGCCUCCCUGCUAUUCAACAGAGUUCCAUACCCGGCAGAUGAAACAUUCCUAGUCAUCGAUCCGCCGAGGAAGGGCUGUAGCGAGGAUUUCUUGCGACAAUUGUUGGAUUAUGGCCCGCGACGCGUGGCCUAUGUGAGCUGCAAUGUUCAUACUCAGGCUCGUGAUAUUGGGUACUUAGUCCAGGGGAAUGCUUCCAGUGAUGUCCGAUAUGAAAUUGAAAGUAUCCGUGGGUUUGACUUUUUUCCUCAGACAGGUCAUGUUGAGGGCCUUGCGAUUCUCAAUAAGGUAUAGGAACAAAGUGGCCAGAGCGCUUGACCGAAUGUCUUACUUUGUAAAAUAUUAAAUUACUUCUAUUCUUGCGAAGGUUCUUUUAAUCUGGGGUUUAUAUAUUAUAGAUCUAUCUUCAACUCAUAUUUGGAAAUAAUCAG
Messenger RNA from Talaromyces proteolyticus, 1957 nucleotides. Its product is annotated as S-adenosyl-L-methionine-dependent methyltransferase. Gene Ontology annotation, molecular function: tRNA (uracil(54)-C5)-methyltransferase activity, S-adenosyl methionine-dependent. Bases 81 to 1820 code for a protein of 579 amino acids. The record is from RefSeq and is a predicted model, not a curated record. Gene Ontology annotation, biological process: tRNA processing. NCBI's taxonomy places the organism in Eukaryota, Fungi, Ascomycota, Eurotiomycetes, Eurotiales, Trichocomaceae. The transcript has a single exon.